AUGACAUCUUCAGGGUGCAGGACCCCUCGGGCAGCCCUUCAAACGGCCCGUCCCUCCACACCCCAUAUUAGCCGUAUGAACAGUUCCAUAAUCGCUGAAGGCUUCCUGAAUGCCAUACGACGUUGCCUCAAAUGGUGUUCAGGAUCAAACCUCCGAUGUGCAUCAACCGUGACGAUAUCUCAGGAGGAAACCAAGAUAAAUAUACCAAGCCGUCAAGAGAAGAUAAAGCAAAAAAUACGUGAAUUUGAGUCUCAUCUAAGUGCACUUGGGCCAAAUAUAGGCUUCAGUCAUCCGAUACCACCAAACUUAAGGUAUGUGUAUCCUCCACCUUCACCAUCUGUUAUAGCCAACAUAGCACAGACACUUGUAGUUGUUCCCAAGUUUUACACUCAAGUCUUACAUCUAAUGAAUAAGAUGAAUCUUCCAACUCCUUUUGAAUCAGUUACUAAGAUAACACCACUUUAUGCAAAAGUUUUAAACUUGAUGGGUUACCAUAUAAAUAGUAAGGAAGAGGAAUCAGCUCUAAAUGGGAAUGAAGAAAAUAUAUUUAAUGAAGGAUUAAAUUCUAAUGAGGGUGUUCAUCAUGAAGACAAGGAAAAUUAUAAAAGUGAUGAAGAAGACACAUCAGAGACAGAGUCUGAAUUGGAAAGUGAAGGGAAUGAUUCAAUGGAUAAGCAACAGAAAACACCUUUACCCAUUAAGAGGAAACUCAAGCCAAGAAAUGUUAUUAAUAAGAAACCCAAACUAUCCUUGUUAAAGCAGACCUGUGUAUCUCAUCCUCGGAAUUCUGAAUCAACUUCGGUGAAGGAUGUGUUUGAGGCCAGUGAAAGUCUUGGGGCAAAGAAAUUGCAGAUGAGGUUGGAGGGAACAGUUCUCCCACAGGCACAGUUAGAGGAGAGAAAUUGUUCUCAGCCAGGAGGUUUUGGAAAGAUUGAAUCUUCUACAGACUCUAGGGUGACAGCAGAUGAUAUGGUUGAGUGGAAGAGGGCAUCUACAAAAUACAUAACUAAAGAAGAUUUACAAGCCAACAUGGUUAGCAAAGCAGAUUGGCCUUUGUUAACGGUAUUCAAAAAUUACCAGCCAGGUGCACCAUCUACUAAAUUAUACAUAAAAAAUUUAGCUAAAACAACAAGUGAAGAAAAUCUGAAAUAUAUAUAUGGCCGUUAUAUAUUUUGGCAAAAUGAUGAAGAAUCUAGUUUAUUCUCUAUUCGUCUCAUGAAAGAGGGCCGGAUGAAGGGACAAGCCUUUGUAACAUUUCCAUCAAUAAAGCAAGCAAGUGAAGCCUUAGAGGACACCAAUGGCUUUAUCCUAAAUGAUAAGCCAAUGGUUGUGGUAUAUGGAAAGGGUAAAGCUAUCAAGAGAGCUUAUGGUGUGUCAUCUCUGAAACAGGCCCUUCUCAGUUUUACUCCUUCAAUGGGCUGCUUUGAUGCUGCUUAAUUAAGAGCUCCUAAUACAGGGAACUGGAGCUACUACCUUUCCAUUCCACAAAUCAAACCAGAUUGCCUCUUAUUCCUCAGGUGAUGUAUGACCCAUGGGUUUAGUGCUUCCCCAUGAAUAAUAAUUUGUAAUUUACAAGUUAUACAGUCUUCCUGCAUCCCUUAUUUCCUCAGUAAAGGCAGGCCCCACUUUACAGCCUUUCAAUGAUGCAGCAGUUUUCAAUUAUACCCAUUCUUCAUUUAUUCAGACUUUCUGCAAUAAAUAUAUUUACCACUCACUAUAAGCUAAGGACAAAAAUAUUCUAAGGUAAUGUGUGUACUGUAUAUGAAUUUUUUUAGACCUAGCUAUAUUGCUCACUCAAUAUAUGAUAGUGUAAACAUGUUAUCAGGCUUUUAUAUGCAUUUGAGUGAAAAAAGGCUUUGAUUCACUUUAUAGCAAUUUUUGCCUUACAGCAAUACCCCAGAACCUAACCUUCUGUUUAAGCACAGCCCUCCUGUACUGUAUUUCACACCCAUACAACAGUGUUGGCACUACUAAACACUGGUACUUUCUAUUUUUUAUGCAUGUAUAAGGUUGUCUCCACAGAUGUCUCAAUGCACUGCCCACCUCUUUUUUUUCUUUGUCAAUUUUAUAGUUCACCUCAUCUUUCAUAUUAUAUUUAUGGGGGAGUGCUAAACCCAUAGGGGUCAUACAGCACUAAGGGGAAUGGGAGUCAUUCAGAUUCAAUCCAAGGGGCAGCAAGUUCAAUUCCUUGGGUCAAGAGCUCCUUACUGAUAUCAAUGAAUCUCUUAAAGGGUGAUCUUUCAUAGAUGUAUCUGUUGACAAGUCCGCUCCCAAAUAUUUGAACACAUUUGCCUAAGGGCAAUGUGUGGUGUAAACAUUAUGCAGAAAAUUCAGAGUGUGGAAAUUAGGAGAAGGUGUGGAGUUAAUAAAAAUAUUAUUCAGAGGGCUGAAGAGGGGUUGUUGAGGUGGUUUGGCCAUUUAGAGAGAAUGGAUCAAAGAAUGACAUGGAGAGUGUAUAAAUCUGUAGGAGAAGGAAGGCGGGGUAGGGGUUGUCCUCGAAAAGGUUGGAGGGAGGGGGUAAAGGAGGUUUUGUGGGCGAGGGGCUUGGACUUCCAGCAAGCAUGCAUGAGCAUGUUAGGAGUGAAUGGAGACGAAUGGUAUUUGGGAACUGACGAGCUGUUGGAGUGUAAGCAGAGUAAUAUUUAGUGAAGGGAUUCAGGGAAACCAGUUAUUUUAUAUAGCCAGACUCUAGUCCUGGAAAUGAGAAGUACAAUGCCUGAACUUUAAAGGAGGGGUUUAGGAUAUUGGCAGUUUAGAGGGAUAUGUUGUGUAUCUUUAUACGUAUAUACUUCUAAACUGUUGUAUUCUGGGCACCUCUGCAAAAACAGUGAUUAUGUGUGAGUGUAAGUGUUGAAUGAUGAAAGUAUUUUCUUUUUGGGGAUUUUUUUUCUUUCUUUUUGGGUCACCCUGCCUCGGUGGGAGAUGGCCGACUUGUUAAAAAAAAAAAAAAAUUGCCUUUCCUCUAUACCCCUUCUCUCCAGUAUUUCAUUGCCUUGAUUUUUUGUUACUAUCACCUUACUCUUUCCUGUGUUCACUUUUAAUUUCCUUUUAUAUAAUCUCCCAAGUUCCUCCACCAACCUUUGCAACUUCUCUUCAGAAUCUCCCAAAAGAACCAUGUUAUGGCAAAAAAUCAACUGUGACAACUUUCACUCUGAAUCAAAUUUGUUCCAUUUUAAUUACACACCCUUCCCAACCCCCAAGCAUUCACUAUUUUUUAUAACCCCUUCUAUAAAUUUGCUAAACAGCCAUGAUAUCAUGCAUCCCUGUCAAAGGCCAACAUUUACUGGAAAAUAAUUUACCUCUCUUCUACAUAUCCUUGUUGUCCGCAUGGAUAAUAAGCACUAAAUCCAAGUCGUACAACACUGCAGGGAUGUGCUAAAGAAUAUAUAUGGAGGUCAGAGACUAUCCACAUAACAGCUCUUCACUGUCCCUUCAUAACAAAAAAUUACUGGUAGCUUCUAAUAAACAAUCAAGCUAAGCACUAAACCCAAAAGGGUUAUAAGCUUUUUUUUUUUUUUAUA
This is a messenger RNA of Cherax quadricarinatus, 3521 nucleotides long. NCBI's taxonomy places the organism in Eukaryota, Metazoa, Arthropoda, Malacostraca, Decapoda, Parastacidae. The record is from RefSeq and is a predicted model, not a curated record.